AAAUCCAAGUUCGCAACCGUAAAUAACCGAAAAUACAUCUACGCAAAUCUACAUGUUUCAAAUCCCAGCAGUUUUCGCCGCAACGCAACCCGGAUGAUAGUGUUGUUGUCCAUCCUAAGGUACUUGUAAUGGAUCACUUCCUAAGCGGCCUAGACGCUGGACCGAGCCCAUGGUAUGCAUCCCGUCCCCCAGUGUCUAGCCAUGCCCAUGAGUUUGCGAUUGGCACGAGUUCUUUCCAGUUGAUACCGAUCACUGGCAGUAACAGCCACACUCCGAGUAGCCAUACUUCAUAUAGUACAAGCAACACACUGAAUUCUCACUCAGCCUUCAGAUCUCCUGCAGACCCCAAGGUUAAGUCUGAGGUCAAAGAUGAUGAUGACAGUCGGGAAAGUAAAUCGCCAACACCUUCUGUAGCCCUCACCCCUUUAUCAACCAACAUGGCUCACCAUAGCCACAAGGCAAAAAACAGUGAGCGUUGGGACACUAAAAAGGUCUGUAAUAUCUGUGGGAAAGUUCUCUCACGUGGUGAUAAACUGAAGAAUCACAUUCGGACACAUACAAAUAAUUUUCCAUUCCAUUGUGAUACGUGUGGCCAAGGAUUUCUCCGUUCAGAAGGACUUAGGGUACACACGAGAAUUCACACUGGAGAACGUCCAUAUAUAUGCAUUGUUUGUGGUAAGGCCUACACAAGGAAAGAUAAGUUGACAAGACAUGCUAUAGUGCACACAGGAGAAAGGCCUUUUGUCUGUCAACACUGUGGGAAGUCUUUUACUCGCAAGGAUAAAAUGCAGCGACAUGAAAUGAUUCAUAAAGUAGAUAAGCCUUUCACAUGUGUCCCUUGUAAUGUAGAGUUUGUGAGACAAGAAACUUACAAUGCCCAUAUGGAGAGGAAGCAUCCCGAACGCCUCCCCUACACUGUAGUGCAACAGCCACGUGAAGGCAGCCCAUCAUAUCAUCCUCAAGGACUAAAUCUUUCAAGCAAUGCAGACAGUAAGAGCAACAGUACAAACAGAUCACAUAGCAGCAGCAAACACUCUACUACUAGCAGCAGCAACUCUGCCGGUGUUUCAAACCAUACUAGCUCUAACAUUGGACAUCACAGCACUGUCACUAAUCUUCCAGGUGGUAUUACACUCCCAGGGGGCUUAACCCUCCCAUCCGGCAUUACUCUCCCUGGAGGGCCCUCUAUCCCUGGGAACCACGGCAUCCCAGGGGGCCUCACUAUCCCUAGUAGUUCCUCAAUCCCAGGUCUCGCAUCGCACCCAAGUAGCCUUCUAAGUGGAAGUUCCCUGUUAGGUGGUCUGCAUGGUAUUAGUGGAUCCAAUGCUUCCUAAAGAUGCCAGAAUGCAGAUAUGUUAAUUUGAGAAAUGUUUGUAUCAGUGUAUAUAACUUGAGUGUGCGUGGUUGUAUGUUCACACUUUUGCACAUGCAGAUGCAUGCCCGCAUGUGCAAACACACACAAACAUGUGCACAUGUAUACCCACAAAAACCCAAAUCCACUUAAACAGGUACAUAUACACAAAAACACACAUUUAUACAAACAUGCAAAACAUGUAUAUGAACAUAGACAGACAGACAUACACUUAUGAGUAGCAACCAUAUAUGUACAACUCUUACUCACAUUCAUAAAUGGAUAUGUGUGUAUUUGUAUGUACAUGCAUAUGUAUUUAUAAAGGAUUGAAUUUUUUAAUAUAAGGCCAUAUU
This is a messenger RNA of Penaeus chinensis, 1704 nucleotides long. Its product is annotated as zinc finger protein 184-like. The transcript is spliced from 4 exons. Bases 129 to 1334 code for a protein of 401 amino acids. NCBI's taxonomy places the organism in Eukaryota, Metazoa, Arthropoda, Malacostraca, Decapoda, Penaeidae. The record is from RefSeq and is a predicted model, not a curated record. Gene Ontology annotation, biological process: regulation of transcription by RNA polymerase II. Gene Ontology annotation, cellular component: chromosome. Gene Ontology annotation, molecular function: chromatin insulator sequence binding.